Molecule: messenger RNA, 4820 nt
Organism: Blepharisma stoltei
Lineage: Eukaryota; Ciliophora; Heterotrichea; Heterotrichida; Blepharismidae
Source: the annotation of a GenBank genome assembly
AUGGAUGAGACUAGUAUUGAGGUCAUUAUGGGUUGAAUUAAAGAGAUAGAGCCAUCUCUUCCUAGGCCGACUGAGGAGAUCAAUUGAAUUAUAACUAAUAAAGCCAGUGAAGAAAGUGUUUCUGAUGAAGUCCUUCAAUUUUUUGCUGAAAAUUUGAAGGUUUUAAACAUUCUUGUAUUCAGCAAGAGAGAGGAAGAAAAAAUUGAGAGGAGUCUUACUGAAAUUAAAGGAAUUAUUAAUGAGAAAAGCUCUAAUGAUGUAGGAAGUCUCCUGCAAGUCGUUAAUGAAAUGAAAAUUGAACUUUUUAGGGAGAUUGAAUUAGAAAUUAUAGCAUUUACACGAGAUGAAAACUAUACUGACCCAGGCUAUCAAGAUGUUGACAAUCAAGUAUCAUUGGAUUGCAUUAAUUUAGUAUUAGAGAUAUCUAACGUUACACUCCUACUAAAGUGACAGAGUCAAAAUGGUGAUAUCAUAAGCAUUUCCAAUACAAAAAGGCUGGACCAUUCCAAAUAAUAACAAUCAACAACCUUGAUCAGUCCUUAAAACAGGUGAGACGCUAUCAUUGUCUGAUUCAGCUCCUAAGCUUGCAUCGCCUAAGGUUCACCCUUCUUAGAUGUGCUGAGUGGUAAAACUAUGAGCCUAAUGAUGAAAUCUAGAGCAUUUUCCUCUGGCUAUACCCAAAGUUAAGCCGCUGUUCCUCUGCAGAAGCUCUCGAAAGAAAAUACCAUCAAUAAUUUUCUAUAAGUGAGGAAAAAUUAGCAAACUAAUUUCUCUCAAGCCGAUGCCAUUUUAUUUAUUGAUAAUAAAGUAUCAAAAUUCGAGAGAGAGAUAUUUAAUUAUUUGAAAUCCACUCAAAUAAAUCUUAAACUUAAACUUAAUUAUUUAUAUCAUUUAACGUCCACCUCGGGGUAGCGCUGCCACCAUAUUUAUCCACGUGUUGGGCCCAUGGCCUCUGGAUCGAUUCACUUCGUUGCACCAUGGUAGGGGACACAUACAGCGUUCCGGCUUCGACGGGCUGCGCUGCAUCUCUCCUCCUUGAUUCAGCUAAUGCGCGUGUUCUGCCUAAGGGUCACCUUCCUCGGUGUGCUGAGAGGUAAACUUCGAGCCUCUUGAUGCAUUCAUUACAUUACAUUAAGAUUAAUAUUCGCUUAACGUCCCUUAUGGGGUGGGGGCACCACAGACCUUUCGGCCAUCUCUUCCACAUGUCGGGCCCGCAGGCCGCUGUGACAAUCUGCUUCGAUCACCAAGGCACGCUUGGAGUGGUGUUGCCGACUUCGACGGCUCAUGAGUGAGCUACUUGCACUUGAGCUGGGCUGUCUUUCCGAAAAUCCAUAAAAAAUGAUUUUCUGGUCGACUCUCGGUAAAAAGGAGAAGCACGUAGCCUGGGAUUUAACGCCAAGUUUCACGCUAGGAAGUUGCCUGAUUGGUCCUAAGGACUUUGCUGAGCUUCCCCUUUCCAACUUCCCGUGUCCUCCUUUCCCAUAAGGAAAAAGCCACCCCUGAAAUUAGACUUGGGCUAGGCUCUGUACACAACCAAAUUGCUUACCUAGCAUGCUGUCCAUUUCUGAAGUAGUAAAACCUUGUUGGAUAUAAAUAAAAUAUAAGUCAAGUAUGCAUGGCCGGGAGGCCAUGCCCAGACGAAGACGUAUAUCUUAUUUAUGAUGCACUUGGAGCAGUGCCUCGGCUUAUCUGCCAGAGUUAAACCGCUAUUGCUGUGCAAAAGUUCUCAGAUGAAAACCUAACCCCAUAAAUAAAAUUGCUUGAGGGAGAGAAAAAUUAUUGGAUCUAAUUUUACUCGAACCGAAUGCCAUAUUGUUUAUACUCCAAAUAAAUCAUUAAGAGCAUACAUGAAUAGCAUAAGUCAAGAAUAUUCAGUCAUUUUUAAAACCUAUUUUGAAGAUAUUAGGCUUAUGAAUGAAGAAGAAAGGCAAAUUUUAGAUUUUGACUUUGAGUGUAUUAAUAGGUUUAAAAUAGAGAUUGAAAAUAAAUACUAUUUUACUCCUAGUUUUCUAUCUGAAAUUUUUAUUGAAAAUCUCAUAGAAUUUUUACAUGCUCAGCUGCUUGAAGUGCUUUAUAAAGAAGAUAUAAAAUUUUUUUUAUCAGGCUACAAAUUUCAAGUAUCAAAAAUUUGAUAUUUUAUGAACUCAGAAGCAAAGUUACAUAAGGAAAAUUCUCUAACUAUCUUUAUAGAAGUAAUUCGGAAGAAAUAUGGAUGAAUUCCCCAUGAAGUCGAAAGAAAAAUCAUACUCAAAUUAAAAAAGGAAACUAAUAAAAUAUGACUAGAAAAUGGAUUCAGCAAUUCAGAGCAUAUCAAAGAAGUUGGGCUAUUUACAAAAAGGCAGGUGGAUAGGAUUUUAAAUGGAAACUUAAAAUUAUUUCAAAAUGAUCAGCAAAACAGCCAAGAAUUUAAAAUGGCUGCCUCAAAAAUUUUGUGAGAAGCAGCCUCAAAGAAUUCAGACAGCGAUAUUUGUAAAUGGAAAAUAAAUGAGAUUAGUGAGUUUUUAGAUUUUUCUUUUUAUAGCCUUCCUCAUUUUCAAAAUAAUUAAUAUGAUAGUCCAGACGAAAUAUGUCCUUACGAAGGUCGCAACACUUUGGGCACCAAAAUGGCUUUAUAUCCUAAACCAAAGCUCAAACCCUUUAAUCCUAAACCUUAGUAUGCGUAACUGCAGUAAUAUGCGAUGGGUAACCUUGGGAUUCAGAUGGUGACUAUUCCAAUUUCAGGCAUUAGUUACCCGGAUGGUUUUUGGGCCACAGGACUUUUUCUCAAGUUCGGGGAGGCUGUGGCUCUUUUCCCUGGGAGUCACCUCUCCCGAAGGUGGCCGACAGGAGGUAUCGGGCUAACCUUUACCUCCAUAGCGCCUGAUGGCGUACUGGCAGGGCGUCUUUCUAACCCAUCGAGACUCUUAGGGAUCACAUUGCAAUCCCGCCCUAAAACAAUCACUUUUCCAAAUAGCAGCUGAAUUUCCGCCCUGCAAGUAGGUUUUUGUUAGUCGAAAGCGUGCAGAGGCAUCAAAUCUGGAAGACGUUAAGCCUUUUAACCUUAAUCAUUCUCAAAGCCCUUCAAUAUUCACUCAAUCCAAAGAAAACAUGCUUUUUUUCUUAUUUCACACUACACUCCUAACAUCAAACUUGCAUAUUGCAACCUGCCCUGAAUUAAAUCAUUAUGAAAAGCGUGAAAGCCAGGUCGAGGAUUUUGAAUGACUAAGGAUAAUGGUGGGAACAAGCUUUAAAUUUAAUCCUAAUCACCCAACAUAUUUUACUCGCCAAGAUAAUCCAAUUAUAAUAUGUGGAAAAAUGCUGGAGGUUAUUAUAGAUUCUUUAUAUAAGGCUGGCAAGCUUAAUUCGAAAACUGAAAUUCAUCAAAUUUUUAGUGAAAGUUUCAAGGGUUAUAUGCAUCUUAUCGAGUUUAUAAACGCUCCUAAAAAAGAAUCUGACUCCCCCCCUCCGUGAGCGAACAAAAAAAUUUUGUUCACUCAUAGGGGAGGUUAAUUUUUUUUGAAAUUUAAAAAAAUCCCACUUCUCAAAAUUUGGAAGGCAAAUAUCAAUUUAAUUUGUAAAAUUUAUGUUUAAAAACGCAAUUUGUUUAAAAUUAAGCAGAAUUAGCUCGAGAUUUCAUUAUACUAAUUCUCGCUCAUAUAUCAAAAAUUUUUCCACAUAAAAAAUUUUUGUUCACUCACGGGGGGUGAAAAAAAUAGGGAUUUUUCUAAUGGUUUUGUUCACUUACAGAGGGGGGAGUAAAGCAAUUAAAAAGAAUUUCACAAAAAUAAAAGAAGGAAAUUCUGCAGUGAUAACCAUAUGUAUAUCAGGAUGGCUUUCUGAAAAAGAUAAUAAACAUAAAGACUGAUUUCACGUUGGAGAAUUGCCAAACCAAGGCUUGACUUAUGAUUUUAAAUGGAACUCUGGGCAUUGAAUAGACACUUCUUUAAAAAUUGGCUUUAAUGUGUUAACUUGGCUUCCUCUGCCGCUUGGAUUUCGUUGGUAUAAAUUAUUUGGACAAGGAGCAAUGAAGCCUUUAGUUAUUGGCUCAGGGAUUACAUCUAUUAUAAAAAGACCAAUAUGAACAAGAUUUAAAGAUUUUGUAUACCUAUCACGUCAAGAUCCAUUAAUCCCAAUUUCUUCUGCAGUUGACUAUCUUGUUGGAUGCCCUUUUGAAGGAAAGGCAAAAGAAGCAGCAAAUGCUGGCAAGCUUCUUGCAGAAAUUAUAAAUAGUGGGGAAUUCGGCAACUCGAAGAUAAACUUAAUUUGUUUUUCACUAGCAGCUGAGGUGGUUCACAAUUGCUUAUUAAAUAUUUCUGCAGAAAAAGCAAAUACAAUAAAUCAUGUAAUAUUGAUGGGUGGAGCUUCUAGUAAAGCUGGUGAAUGAGCAAAAUGCAAACAAAAUGUAAAUGGAAGAAUGAUAUGUGUCUAUUGCAAAACUGAUAAUAUAUUGAAAUAUAGUAAUUGCCCGAAGAUGGCGCUAUCUUGCAUCAUCCUCGGGCAAUUCAAAAAUGGCCCCACACCGGGAAUUGAACCCACGUGUGGGGCCAUUUUUGGUAUGUGGAGAGCAUCGACUUCCGCGAACCAAAAUGGCCCCACACGUGGGUUCAAUUCCCGGUGUGGGGCCAUUUUUUAAAUUGCCCGAGGAUGGCGCAAGAUAGCGCCAUCCUCGACAAUUGCAAUAUUUAUAUAGAGCUUCUCAGCUGACUGAGCCAAUUGGACUUGUUGGAAUUGAUGUGGAAGGGGUAGAACAAUUUGAUUUAACAGGAACUGUAAGUGGGCAUCUGGACUAUAGAGAGAAGAUGGAUGAAAUUUUCCAUGCAAUAAAUUAUUUUGGGUCCUAA